AAGUAGGGAAUUUUACUAUCACUUUCAGGCUAGAAAGGGAGUUGUAUGGUUUACGGAAGCAUGAUGGGUCCUGUACUACCACGAGUAUAGUUCAUGGAGUAGACUAAAUAAAAAAGUGGUAGCGAUUUAUUUUGAUCAGUCUCUCGACACAAUUUUCAUUUCUGUAAACUAGCAGAAAAAGAAAUAUUACCGGUCUGCUGAUGACGCCUCGAACAGUAGACACCACGCAGCCGUGUGUUGCGCAGCAGCAGCAUAAUUUCUGAUAGCGCAAGUGGAGCAGUGUCACCGCGGCAUACUCUUUGGAGCGGCGUUUUAUUCCAACGUCAGCACGCGCUACGUCGUGAAGAAGUGCGGCACUAGUAACGCUCAAAAACCACCGCGACAACUGAUAGAUAGCUCCCGACCGUCGUCAACAAGAUGUCGCUGGUACCGAAUGCCAAGCGGCAGAAGAUCGACAGCGCGGCCCCGCAGGGCUAUGUCGCUGGUGCGGGGCGUGGUGCGGCGCCCUUCAAGAUUAUGACCCGGCCUGACAACUACGACGGAGCCAAGAAAGGGGCGGGUAAAAAGGGCGGGGACAAGGGCGGAAAGGGACCGGAGGAGCACGGGGAUCUAAGGUUCGGGGCGCCGCCACCGGGCUACAUUCCAGGUCGAGGUCGUGGUGCGACCGGGUUUAUCGGUGGUGUCAGUCGUGACGAAGUCGACAGAGACGACGACAAAACGGUAUUUUUUUUUGCUUAAAUAUCAACUGUGAGGAUCAAAUUUUACUAUAAUGUUUUUAGGUGCCACAUUCAUAGUACUGGAUGUGCACCAAUACAAAAAACCACUCUAAUAUUACAGGAUCUCGGAGACAGCAACUACGACGAGUUUGCCGGGUACGGUGGUAGUCUUUUCGCGGGAAUAAAUUACGAAAAAGACGAUGAGGAGGCGGACCGAAUUUACAACGAGUGCGACGUUCGCUUGGAUGAGAGGAGAGCCAAGUGGCGCGAAGAGCGAAUGAAAAACGAACUGAAAAAGAUGCGUGCGGAUAAACCGACGGUGAGACAGCAGUUCGCAGACUUGACCCGAGAACUUGGGAGGGUAUAGUUUUAGUUUGUGAAAUCUGCUUGUUGAACCUGCUGCACUAGGUCUGCGAUGGCGAAAGAAACAGAAAGAACUAUAUCCAGGACCUUCUACUUCCUGGUCUCUGGGGAAGAAUAUCUUUGUGUUUGCGCUCAAGCGUAUGAAUGUACUUAGAAGUUUGUUGCACGACAUUUGAUUUCAUUCACUCUCCCCCACAGGUAUCCAACGAAGAGUGGAACAACAUUCCGGACGCCCAGGAGCAUCUGAAAAUCAAACACAGAAAGCGCGACUCGAUUUACGCUAUGCCCGACCACGUGCUCGCGGGCACCACCGGUCUGAUGAAGCACGGGGCGAUGGGGAGCAGCGUGCAGGGCGCCCAGACGCCAAUGGCCAACCCGAGCGGAAUGAGCACGCCGAUGGGCAUGGGCGGCAUGAGCACACCUCUUGGCAUGGGCGGUAUGGGUGGUGGUAUGAGCACGCCACUCGGCAUGCAGACCCCCAUGGGGAUGCAAACCCCAAUGGGCAUGCAAACACCACUAAGCAUGAUGGCCGGCCGGGCAAGACCAGGCAUGCCCGGUGUCGCAGGAGGCGGCCAGACGCCACUGGGAAUGAUGGGUAAGUACUUCAAACCUGAAAGAUAUGUUGGUGCGCUGCUGCAGCUGUUCUGUUGCUCAUUUUUGUAUUUACUGCUCAGGAAACUUAGACAGUUCGAUAGCAGUUCCUGGCUCGCCUUGGCAGCUAAUACAGUGCCGAAGAAGCUUGCUCCACAUUGUAUUUACUGCUCAUGUAGUCAUUGACUGAAUUUGGAGAGAAGACCGUUAUCCUCGCUCUGCGCCAAUCGUACAUGCUUUUCAGAAGCGAAAGGGAAAGCAAACGCAAACAAAAUCAACUCCAGGUGGCGGCAUGAGCACACCGUUGGGCAUGAGUACCCCGCUGGGGAUGAUGA
Messenger RNA from Amoebophrya sp. A120, 2005 nucleotides. The record is from the annotation of a GenBank genome assembly. Lineage: Eukaryota; Dinophyceae; Syndiniales; Amoebophryaceae.